GGUGCCGGUGUUCGCGCGUGCCGGGCCGUGUCCUCCCGGAGUGUGGCGCUGACCUGGUCCCUGGUGCCCACAGCGCGUUUCUCAGAGUACCUGAAAUAUGAGUGUCACUUCUCCAACGGUAUGGAGCGGGUGCGGUACCUGGAGAGACACAUCUACAAUCACAAGGAUUUCCUGCGCUUCGACAGCGCGGUGGGCGAGUUCAGCGCGGUGACUCAGCUCGGGAGGCCAGAAGCUGAGUCCUGGAACAGCCGGAAGGAGAUCCUGGAGGACAGGCGGGCCGCGGUGGACACGUUCUGCAGAUACAACUUCGGGGCUGUGGAGAGCUUCACUGUGCAGAGGAGAGGUGAGUGUGGGGCCUGGGCUGCAGGGAGAGGG
Fukomys damarensis (Damara mole-rat) is the source of this 375-nucleotide messenger RNA. RefSeq names its product HLA class II histocompatibility antigen, DR beta 5 chain-like. The record is from RefSeq and is a predicted model, not a curated record. The annotation marks the transcript as partial. Gene Ontology annotation, biological process: immune response; positive regulation of T cell activation; peptide antigen assembly with MHC class II protein complex. The transcript has a single exon. Gene Ontology annotation, cellular component: MHC class II protein complex; late endosome membrane; lysosomal membrane. Gene Ontology annotation, molecular function: MHC class II protein complex binding. NCBI's taxonomy places the organism in Eukaryota, Metazoa, Chordata, Mammalia, Rodentia, Bathyergidae.